AAAAUCAGCAAGCUCAUCCCUUGACACCACAUUCCCUCAAUCCUCUUUCAAAAAAUCCAUCAAGAAAUCUUCUGUCACAUAAUCCAGAUACCAGAUAUCGGAAAGAAAGAAAGAAAGAAAGAAAGAAAGAAAGAAAGAAAGAAAGAAAGAAAGAAAGAAAAAGUGAAAAUGACAGGCACCGUCGAAAGCGCGAAGAAUAAGGCCAAGGAGGUCGCGUGAGUGAUCCCUGUCCUGUCCAUGAAGAGAGAGAGAGGGAGGGGAAAAGAAGGGAGAAAAGGAUAGAACAGUCACUGAUGUAGAUGGAUUACAGGAUCGAAGACUUCAACAAAGCCCGCGAUCUCGCAAAUGCAGCCGCGAAAUCAGGAGCGUAUUUAUAUCCCAUCAAGGUAUAUUCCUCCCACCCCAUCCCUCUCCCUCCCCGCCUCCCAUAUCCCGCCAGAAACCACCAAAAAAAGUUCAACUGUGUAAUAUAACUAACAAACCCCAUCCAGGGAAUAUUCUACUUCCUAACCCACCGCACCCUCUGGACCCCCCUCCUCUCCAAACUCCUCCCCACCCUCUCCCUCUCCCUCGCCGUCGUAACAACCAUGUUCCUCUUCGCCUACCUCCCCCAACUCGCAAUCCUAAUCUUCGUCAACGGUCCCCUCGCAGCAUUCACCACCAUCCUUUUAACCCUCUCCGAAUCCUCCACCAUCAUCAACAUCCUCUCGAAAAUCUUUUUGCUGCAAGAUGCGUUGGUCGAUACCUUCGACGGAACCCUCGUCUCUCGGAACGAAACCGGGAUUCUGGCUGAGGGAAGGGAGUUGAAGAGUGGGAAUUUCCGGGAUCCAAUCGCGAAGCUGGGAAAGUUGGUGAAGCGGCCGUUGGAGAAGUAUUCGCCCGAGGCGCUGGUGAGGUAUGUGAUGUAUUUGCCGUUGAAUUUUAUUCCGGUCGUGGGGACGGUUAUUUUUGUGCUUUUGCAGGGGAAGUCGAGGGGGAAUACGAUUCAUACCAGGGUAAGUUUUUUUUUUUUUUUUGGAUCUGAUUCUUGCUCUUUGGGUUGGGAGGGAAGGGGGAAUUGGGUGCUGAUCUGAUUGGAAUAGUAUUUUCAACUCAAGAAGUGGUCGAAUUCCGAGAGAGAAGCUUGGUUGAAGGAGAAUACCGCGGCGUAUACAGCGUAAGUGAAAAUCCCCAUUCCUCAGCUCAUCACAUCCUUGUCUGGUCGUUUGCCAUGUACCACGCUUCACGAGAUUUUCAUUUCAGCCUCACACCAUGCGUUUGGCGGAGAAUAAUCUUCCAUAUUACUCCUAUUCCUUAAUUUCUGGAAUACAAGGAUGAGACAAUUUGCGCUGGAUGAGCUAACAUAUUCAUAGAUUUGGUACCGUUGCAACUCUACUUGAACUCAUCCCAUUUGCCUCAAUUUUCUUCACAUUCACCAAUCAAGGUCAGAGACCAUCCCUCUUAUGAUGUGGUUACGAUACUAAUAUCCACUAGUUGGAGCUGCUCUUUUUGCAAGUGAUAUCGAGAAGAACAAUACUCGUAUGACUCAACUGAAAGGUGGUGCAGUGGAGGAGUUCAAAAAAACAGAGUAGAGGUGUACCAUCUGCAGCUUCCCGUAAUUUGACCCUGCUCGUACAAGCAUGAUCUGGUGGUUGAUUUUGUGUGCGAGUCGCUUCAGGGAAUGGUGUAACUUGAGCCAGUGUGACGAUCCGGCACAUAUCCGCCUCGACUCAUAAGGUUUACCUGUUGAUUUCUAAUCAGUUCGUCAGAUAGGCGUCUUCUAGCGUUGCUU
Messenger RNA from Hymenoscyphus albidus, 1771 nucleotides. NCBI's taxonomy places the organism in Eukaryota, Fungi, Ascomycota, Leotiomycetes, Helotiales, Helotiaceae. The record is from the annotation of a GenBank genome assembly.